AUGAUUGCUUCCCUCGGAAAACCGAGAGAAGAGAUUCCGUACGAAAAUCGUAAAAAUUUGGCUCCUGGUUUGAGAGGUUGGUAUGUACAUAGACUAUUAGUAAAUGCUGUAGCAAUGUGGGCUUCACCUCGUUAUGCUUGUUAUAUUUGCAAACUUCUUGACGAACUUCACAGACAAGAACGUGAAGAAAUGGAAAAGAAACUUCAAGCAAAAGAUGAAGUCAUUGAAGCAAAAGAUAAAAGCAUACAGAAAAGAAUACCGCGUUCAGUACCAAAAGGAAAGGAAAAGAACUAUAAGUAUAUGAUUUAUACUGAAGAGUUGGAGAAUGAAGAAGACAGAGAUAUGGUUAUGUUGCAUUUAGUCAGAAGAAACAACAAAAGCUUUUACGACCUUGCUAAGAUUUACAAAUCUGACAGAAAUUGGUUCUAUCGCGAAAACUUACCGAUUUCAAUGACACCGAAUGAACAAGUUAAACAAAUAGUUCAAGAUACUUUACCUCAAACACACUAUGAUAUUAAAGGUUGUACAAUUUUUACCUUCAAAGAAGAUUUGCCAUUGUUAAAGGAAAAAAUAACAGAAUAUUUCGACAACUUCAAACAAGUAGGGUAA
Trichomonas vaginalis G3 is the source of this 609-nucleotide messenger RNA. RefSeq names its product KilA, N-terminal/APSES-type HTH, DNA-binding family. The record is from RefSeq and is a predicted model, not a curated record. The coding region runs from base 1 to 609 and encodes 202 amino acids. The transcript has a single exon. Lineage: Eukaryota; Parabasalia; Trichomonadida; Trichomonadidae.